CCACGGAGAAUGCCCCCCGUGCGGCCGGUCGCAAGAGAACCCACGCACGCGCUUACCACCCUGACCACCCUAAAUCCUAAUCCCAUCUCCUCCUAUUUAUGGCCAUCUCCGCAUCGCUGUUCUCUCCGCAAAUCCCCUACCAACCCUCUCUCACAGAUAACCAAAUUAUUCCUUAUCAGGCAUUCUUUCAAAAAGACACGGUUUUUCAAAGGGUGGAGCUUUUUCCAACAGGUGGCUGCGUUCGGAGGAGGAGGAGAAGGAGAUGGUGUCCUUGGUGUCCCGCCAGGGCCGGCAGUUGCAGCGUUAUAGCGACGGUGGCCGGCGUCUUGUCGUUGGAUGCAUACCUUAUAAAUUUAAUGUAGAUAAGGCAAUUAGUGAAGGAGUGGAUCAAAGAAUGGAGGUCUUGGUAAUUAGCAAUCAGAAAGGAUGUGGAAUGAUGUUCCCAAAGGGAGGUUGGGAAAUAGAUGAAACCAUAAAAGAAGCAGCUUCACGAGAGGCACUGGAAGAAGCUGGUGUACAAGGAAAAAUCGAGCGUAAGCUUGGCAAAUGGCGAUAUAAGAGCAAAAGUCACGACGCCUUUUAUGAAGGAAUCAUGUUCCCUUUAAAUGUGACAGAGGAGCUAGUCCGAUGGCCGGAGAUGGAUGUUCGUGAGCGGAGGUGGGUGAGUGUCGAAGAAGCAAAGGAGGGUUGCCAGCAUUUGUGGAUGAGAGAAGCAUUGGAGAGACUGGUGCGGCGUCUCGGGCAUAAAUCUGACUCAACAUAAUCGAUUCUUCGCCCUUAUAAUAUCAAGCAAAUUUCCAUCUUUUUUGUACAUACAUUCCGUUCGACAAUCAAACACCAAAGGAAGAUGACAGGAUUAGUGAUUAACGGAUGUGGGUCAAUGGAUUUGGACACCAAGAUGUCUGUGUUCCAAUCCUUUUUUUGUCAAAAAAUUUGCCUUUUUUGUCAAGAAAAUGUAUUUGUCCGGAUCAUCCAUUGUUACUUCUAACAUUGUUAUUGCUAACAUUGUUACUUCUAAUGAUUAUUUCAUUCUUUCAUUCUUUGAUAAUAAGAACAC
Dioscorea cayenensis subsp. rotundata (Guinea yam) is the source of this 1057-nucleotide messenger RNA. RefSeq names its product nudix hydrolase 18, mitochondrial-like. Gene Ontology annotation, cellular component: cytoplasm; nucleus. Gene Ontology annotation, molecular function: pyrophosphatase activity. The record is from RefSeq and is a predicted model, not a curated record. The coding region runs from base 263 to 763 and encodes 166 amino acids. Lineage: Eukaryota; Viridiplantae; Streptophyta; Magnoliopsida; Dioscoreales; Dioscoreaceae. The transcript is spliced from 4 exons.